AUGAGAAAAGUUAAUAAAGUUGUCCACUCGGAUCCGAAUGUCGAAGAGCUCCUACUCUCCCUCCAAAUAGAGAACGAAUCCUUCGAAGAGGAUCAAGAGUCGGAAGAGGCCUCAGAAGACUCGCAUGCAUCCUCGGAUGAGAUAGAGUACAGGAUCAUAGGAGAAUCGGGAUCCAGUGGCUUUUCUGCAACAGACUUUAGCGCGAAGGUUCUGAAGGAAAAGGGAGAGUAUAAUAUUUCCAAGGGCCCCUUGCCUUUCUCGUUGUUUGAGAUUGUUGGUAAUAAAGGACGCACGGAGUCCACCGUCAUUACAAGCCAGAAGUUUUCCAUUGGGGGAGGAAGAUACGACUACGGGUUCACUCCUUCGGAUCUAAAGAGAUACAGAAUCAAGAGAAAGAAGAAGACAAAGGAGGUGUGUCCCAAUUGGGAAGAUAUUUCCGAGGAAAAAAGAAAUGAGCCCAAGAGAAUAUGCGUUAGGUCUUUGAGGCUAAAGAGUAGAAAGUGA
Encephalitozoon hellem ATCC 50504 is the source of this 504-nucleotide messenger RNA. RefSeq lists its product as uncharacterized. NCBI's taxonomy places the organism in Eukaryota, Fungi, Microsporidia, Unikaryonidae. The transcript has a single exon. Bases 1 to 504 code for a protein of 167 amino acids. The record is from RefSeq and is a predicted model, not a curated record.